Haemonchus placei is the source of this 1476-nucleotide messenger RNA. The record is from the annotation of a GenBank genome assembly. NCBI's taxonomy places the organism in Eukaryota, Metazoa, Nematoda, Chromadorea, Rhabditida, Trichostrongylidae.
AUGACUCAGGCCUCAGAACAAAAUGGACAUAAAUCAGACGACAUAUCUUCGAUUCAUGCGAGAAUAGUUAUAUUCGAGCAUCCAUUUGCCUACCAAGUCCUCAAUCCGAAAACGGAACUUUUCUGCUCGUACUGUAUGCGAGCUCCAGUUAGGGGCGAGAAAUUGUUGAAAUGCGCAGCAUGUGACUUCGUUCGGUACUGCAGUAAAGAUUGUCAGCGGCUUGCCUGGAAGGUUCACCGGCCGGAGUGUCGGCGUCUGCAAGCGGUAUUCCCGAAUCUCCCGCUCACUGAAGUCUUAUUCCUCUCGAAAAUUAUCGAUCGAUUGAUUUUCUUGGCUGAAAAUGGAGAUAAAUAUGGGUGGGAGCGUGAACGAAAGUUUUGGUCGCUUGUAGACCACAAGGAUGAUAUUCGAGAAGAUCCCGUGAAAAUGGAGCAUUUUGAAAAGCUGUACAAGAAAAUGGAGAUUUUUCGCAAAGACGAAAUGAUCGAGAAGGAGGCGCUUUUCGACGUAUUCUGUAAGACGUCAAUCAACUCGCAUAGCAUCCACACAAAUGCUGGCACAGAAGUUGGCAUGGCACUUGAUCUCGGUAUCUCAAAAUAUAAUCACUCAUGUCGACCAACUUGUACGAUGGUAUUCGACGGGUACAGAGUUUGUCUCCGUCCAUUAGUUCCUGGCGUAGAUGCAUCUGAUGUGUCACAAGCAUUCAUUUCUUAUAUAGACGUUGGUAGAAGCAAAUAUGUUCGACGGAAAGAUCUGAAGGCCCGGUGGUACUUCGACUGUGAGUGCUCCCGCUGUGUUGAUCCGGCCGACGACAUGCUGACUGCAAUCAAAUGCUCGACACCAGGAUGUCCAGAGCCAUUGAUCACCUCUGAAACGGCAGAGCCUUGUUACAUUGCCUGUCCGAAAUGCCGUGGAAUGACCGACGAUACCCGAGUAAUAGAAGCUCAAGAGUUAAUGAAAAGCUUACCGGCCUCUUUUUCUCCGACCUGCCCAGCAGAGACGCUAAAAGAACUUCUGGCGAAGGCUGAAAAAAUUCUUCAUCCCCACAAUGUCUAUAUCACAAGGCUACGGACCGCUUUAUUCCAUGUGACAGGAUCAUUAGAACAGAACAUGGGCAUGAUGCACAAGCAGAUCUAUGACAAUUACAAAUUAUGCUUCCCCAAAGCUGAUCGUCAUCUGGGAUACCAAAUACUGCACAUAGUUAAGGACCUUAUCGAAAAGGGUGAACGGGAAGAGGCGAUUAGUUACGCAUUUGAAGCGAUGAACAUCUUCGAGGUGUGCUUCGGUCUUGAUCAUCCAUACUACCUACAAACAUUGGCUUUGUGGACGUACCUCGACAAGCAUAUUGAGAAAACCGACGAUGAACUUAUCGCUUUGACGCACUUCUCCGACAAUCGCCCCGUUGACAUUGUAAAAUUAUUGGCAAAGGCGAAUAUGCUGCCAUCGUCCGAGGAACUGCAACAAUCUAAUGGAUGA